Messenger RNA from Zingiber officinale, 906 nucleotides. Its product is annotated as cytochrome b561 domain-containing protein At2g30890-like. Lineage: Eukaryota; Viridiplantae; Streptophyta; Magnoliopsida; Zingiberales; Zingiberaceae. Gene Ontology annotation, molecular function: transmembrane monodehydroascorbate reductase activity. The coding region runs from base 267 to 905 and encodes 212 amino acids. The transcript has 5 exons. The record is from RefSeq and is a predicted model, not a curated record.
UUAAUAAGCUAACAGAGCUAGGACAAAAGCUUCUUAUUCCAGCCCCCACCUAGGGUUUCAUAGAGCUUUCCAAUAGGGUUCACUUUUGAUAUUCCUGUAGUCAUCUUCAAGCUACAUAAACUCCAGUUUCAUAGAGCUACGACUGAUUCAUGCAUUCUUUGGCUGUAGCAUAUCUGAAGAGAGAGAUUUCUUAGAUGAAAGACAUGUACUCCCUUUCUUACAAGGCUCAUUAAAAGACAUUUCUAAAUUUGCUCAAACAGAUAUAUAUGACCAACGAACCUAAUCCUGUGAAGCUGACGCCAGAGCUAUCUAUCCAUAUCACAAUUCAUGGAUUCUUGCUCUGGACUUCAGUCGGUUUCUUAAUGCCACUGGGAGUAGUCAUUAUCAGAAUGACAGAGGGUGUUAAGUCAAUUAGAAUGGUUAAGGUUUUGUUCUACACUCAUGUCACUGUUCAGAUUCUAGCACUGCUACUUGCUACUGUUGCAGCUGUUCUAUCACUCAUCAACUUUGAGAACUCCUUCAACAAUACUCAUCAGAAGAUUGGGUUAGUUCUAUAUGGACUCAUUUGGAUUCAACCUCUGAUUGCUUUUGUGAGGCCUAGAAGAGGUAUAAGGUUCAGGAGUUUGUGGUACUUGAUGCACUGGCUGCUUGGAACUGGAGUUUGUGUAAUGGGGAUAGCAAACAUCUUCAUUGGCCUGCACACCUUCCAUGAGAGAACCUCAAUAAGUGUAAGCUUGUGGGCGGCCCUCUUCACUGCAGAGGUCUCAUUCAUGGCCUUCCUCUACCUCCUGCAACACAGAUGGCAGUAUAUGAUGAGGCAGGGAGUUACUCAAGAUGAGCAAAUUGCACCCACCAGCCAUGCUUCUCCAACUAGCAACCAGAAAGAGAUGUUAGUGAUGCCCUAGA